Gambusia affinis (western mosquitofish) is the source of this 5062-nucleotide messenger RNA. RefSeq names its product collagen alpha-3(VI) chain-like. NCBI's taxonomy places the organism in Eukaryota, Metazoa, Chordata, Actinopteri, Cyprinodontiformes, Poeciliidae. Bases 287 to 5062 code for a protein of 1591 amino acids. The record is from RefSeq and is a predicted model, not a curated record. The transcript is spliced from 9 exons.
GCUGUAUGAAACGCUGCUUUUUUUCUCAUGUUUUGCUGCUUGACCAGAAUAACUGAACUUUAUCUGUGUCAUAGUGCAAAAUGAUGCUGUAAAAAGAGAUAUUGUGUUCCUGCUGGAUGGGUCUGAUAACACCAGAGACGGAUUCACAGACAUAAAGAGUUUUGUUAAAAACAUAGUGGGGCGCCUCUAUGUUGACGAGGGCUUUGACAGAGUGUCUGUGGUUCAGUUUGCUGACAGACCCUCGGUCGGCUUUCAUCUAAAUUCCCACAAGACAAAGAGCGACAACAUGAACGCCAUUGAUAACUUAGCGCACAAAGGUGGGAGGCGACUCAAUGUCGGUGCGGCUCUUCAGUUUGUAAGACACAGGGUCUUCACCUCGUCCACAGGCAGCAGGAGGCUGGAAGGAGUGCCUCAGACUUUAAUCCUCCUGACUAGCAAACCGUCUGCAGACAGUGUGAAAGGACCAGCAUUUGCCCUGAAAGAACAUGAAAUUGUGGCAGUCGGGGUUGGAGUGGCAGACGCCAACCUUGCAGAAUUGGAAAUGAUUGAAUUUAAACCUGGCUUUGCAUUCAAGGUCACUGACUUUUCCAGUUUAAACUCAAUCCAAACACAAGUUCUCUCUGCACUGAACAUACACCAAGACAAUCAGGAAACCAAGAAUGGGAUUUCUGACUUAGUAGUUGAGCUAGAGUCUCCUGAAAGAGACAUUGUGUUUCUGUUGGACGGCUCCGAUGACACGCUGAGUGGUUUCCCAGCGAUGAAAACGUUUGUCCAACAAGUAGUAGAAACCCUCAGUGUUGGUGAAAACAAAGACCGUGUUUCUGUGGUUCAGUACAGCCAAGAUCAACAAACACAUUUCAGUCUGAACACCUACACAGACAAACAGGCUGUUCUGACUGCAGUCCGACAGCUGGACCACAGAGGGGGCCAACCCCGAAAUACUGCUGCAGCCCUGGAGCAGGUGAGGAGGAACGCUUUCGCAGAAUCCUCAGGGGGUCGGUACAAGGAGGGCGUCCCUCAGAUACUGAUUCUGUUGACUGGGGGAAGAUCCAGAGAUGACGUCACAAGAGCUGCUGCCGAUCUGAAAAAGGAAAAAGUUGUUCCUUUCUGCAUCGGAACAAAAACUGCUGACAUUUUAGAGCUCCAAUCGAUUGCUCACAACCCGUCCUAUGCCUUCUCUGUUCUUACAUUUGAUGACAUUGGAAGCAUUCAUCAGCAGCUUGUGUCUUUGGUGCAAAGGGUGCCACGGCAACAACCCAGAGAAAAAGCACUUCACGCUUUAGGUUCCACACAACAAAGAGAGUUCAUGCAACGAGACAUUGUGUUUUUAAUGGAUUCCUCUGAUGAAAUGUUGAGUGACUUCACACAAGUGCUUGGUUUUGUUGAGCACAUGGUGGAGAAACUCACUGUGGGUGAGAGGAAAGAUCAAGUCUCUGUGGUUCAAUACAGCAAUGAACCUUCUGUUGAGUUUCUCCUGAACACACACCAAUCACAGCAGAGCGCUGCCGACAGUUUAAAAACCAUCAGACACAAAGGAGGCAGGUUGCGCAACACAGGUGCAGCUCUGAAUUAUGUCAAGGAAAAUGUUUUCACACCUUCCUCUGGAAGUAGACGCCAACAAGGAAUCCCUCAGAUCCUGGUUCUUCUGACUAGCGGACGGUCAAAUGACGAUGUCAGGAACGCUGCGGAAAAACUAAAAGAAAUUGGUGUGAUGAUGUUUGUGGUGGGAAUAAAGAAUGCUGACAUCCUUGAGAUGCAGUCCAUUUCCCAGGAAGCCAGUCAUGCUUUCCUUGCAGCAGAUUCCAGUGACAUGUCAGACACUGAACAAGAAAUCCUCACAUCCAUUCAGACGGGUGAGAAGUAUGUUGCCACAACAGCGUCAUAUGAUCCCAGCAGCAGAGACAUUGUGUUUCUGAUUGAUGGCUCUGAUGAUUCUCAGCGAAGAUUCCCAGACAUCACAGAUUUUGUCCAGAGAAUAGUGAGAGACUUGAGCGUCGGUCCCGACAGCGACCAUGUGGCUGUGGUCCAGUACAGCAGCACCGCUGAGAUUAAUUUUAACCUGAGUCGCUAUGUGACUGAGGAUGAUGUUGUCAAAGCGGUUGAUGGUCUGACUCACAAAGGAGGUUAUCCUAAAAACAUUGGAGCUGCUCUCCAGUAUGUGAGAGACUAUGUCUUUACCCCAGAGUCAGGAAGUAGGAUCCAGCAGGGCGUCCCUCAGAUACUAAUCCUGCUGAGCGGAGGACGAUCUGGGGAUGACAUUAGAACCUCAGUAAGGUUGCUAAAGGAAAUGGGUGUUUCUAUAGUUGCCAUUGGGACUAGUGAUGCAGACACCUUAGAGCUUCAGAUAAUAUCUCAUGAACCCAGAUAUGCACUCUCUGUUACUGACUAUGAAGAACUUUCCACUGUCAAGCAGGAUGUGUUGUCUUUGUUGAGAGAACCUUCCCGACAUGUGGUGCAUUCAGUAGCUGUUGAUUCAAAGAAAAGAGAUGUAGUGUUUCUAAUUGAUGGUUCAUAUGACUCAAGAAAUGGCUUUGAAGAAAUUCGAGCCUUUAUUCAAAGAAUUGUUGAAAAUUUAAACGUGAGUCAUAACGGAGACCAAGUAGCUGUUGUUCAAUACAGCCGUGACGCCACAGCUAAUUUUUACUUGAACUCCUAUUCAUCUAAGAGCGAUGUGCUCAGUUCCAUUAGAACGAUGAGGCAUAAGCUGGGACAGCCUCUGAACAUCGGUAAAGCACUGGAGUUUGUCAUGGACCAUGUCUUUGCUGCUUCAGUGGGAGGCAGAGGAGCCGAUAUGGCUUCUCAGCAUCUGUAUUUGUUUAGUGGUGGUAGGUCUGGAGAUGAUGUUAGAGGACCAGCACAGAUACAGAAAGCCAAGGGGAUAAAGACUUUGAGUAUUGGAACAAAGAAUGCUGAUACACUGGAAAUGCAGACAGUGGCUUACACACCUGGACAUUAUUUUUAUGUUCCAAACUAUGAAAACCUGCAAACAAUUUACACAUCUGUGGAAACCAAACUGAGGGACUCACAAGAAACCACUGAGUUCAUAACUGACACUCCUACAGAUGUAGAAACAGAACAUCAGAAAGCUGAUAUUGUUUUCCUUGUUGACGGAUCCGAUAACAUGCAACGUAAUGAAAGACUAAUUUUGGAGUUUGUGACAGACUUUGUCAAUAAGUUAGAAAUUGGGCCAAGUAAAGCACAGGUUGCUUUGGUCCAGUACAGCACAGAACCCACUGCUGACUUUACCUUGAAUAAAUACUCAAUGAAGGAGGACAUCUUGAAACACCUGAGUAAUGUGCAACUGAGAGGAGGUGGCUCAGUAAACACCGGCAGAGCCAUUGAUUUUGUGAAGAAUACAGUCUUCACUGCUUCAUCUGGAAGCCGGCUCCAGCAGGGAGUCCCACAGGUACUGGUUCUUGCAAGUGGGAGAAAGUCUGAGGAUGAUAUCUUACAGCCAGUGGGAAUGUUAAAAAACGCUGGAAUUGUUCUACUUGCUGUCGGAGUGGACGGUGCAGACAGGGUUGAGAUGGAGCAGUUGGCCCCAGGGGCAUGGUAUUUUCUCAGGGAGUCGUCUGAUUUUCCGCUGGUGAGACAACAGCUGUUGUCAGCCACUGCCACAAUCAGAGGCUCUGUCAGCCCAGGGAUUGGUUCAAGUUCCACAAUGAAAAGAGAUAUUGUAUUUCUCAUUGAUGGAUCCGAUAACGUCAGGAACACGUUCAGCAACAUUCGUGAAUUUAUUGCAAACCUGGUUCAAAAUUUUGAUUUAGACCAUGAACAGGACAAAGUUGCAGUUGUGCAAUAUAGCAACAAUGCUGAAAUCGGUUUCAGUCUCGAUUCCUAUGCCACAAAAGAUGACGUUCUCCAGCACAUUGCGAGCCUUAAGCCAAAAGGCGGCCGGCCUCAGUAUAUUGGGGCAGCUCUACAGUUUGUAAAAGACAAAGUUUUUGUCUCAAACGCUGGUGGACGAAAAAAUGUAGGGGCCAAGCAGAUACUUGUUGUACUGGCCGGGGGAAGGUCAAGAGAUUCACCACGGGGCCCGGCAACAGCACUAAAACGUAACGGCGUUGUCAUGUUGGCAGUUGGAUCAAGGCAGUCGAAUUCAGCUGAAAUGCAGGCCAUUUCAUCUGACACAGACAACACCUACUCUGUCCCUGACUUUGUAAAUCUGCCUCGUAUUCAACAACGUCUGAUGAGGCGUCUUACUGGAAUGAAGAGUCAGGAGACGACAGAAGUGGUGAGACAGCAGCCAGCAGGAAGGGAUGUGGUGUUCUUGCUGGAUGGAUCUGACGGCACCAGAACUGGCUUCCCAGCAAUGCGAGACUUUGUCCAAAGGGUAGUAGAGACACUCAGUGUAGAUGACAACAAAGACCGUGUCUCAGUGGUUCAGUACAGCAGGGAUCCAGCUGUCCAGUUCUAUUUGAACACGUACACGACAAAAGGCCAGAUCCUUGAUGCCGUCAGGGGUUUGAGGCACAAAGGCGGAAGACCCCUCAAUACGGGAGCAGCGCUCCAGUACUUGAGGGAUAACGUUUUCACUUCCUCUGCCGGAAGCAGGCGGCCGGAAGGAGUUCCACAAGUCCUAGUGUUGCUAAGCGGCGGAAAAUCAUUCGACGUUGUUGACGCGCCAGCCGCUGCCCUCAAACAGAUGGGUGUCUUGAUCUUUGCAAUUGGAAGUAGAGGCUCUGACAGCAGAGAAUUACAGAAAGUGUCCCACGAUCCCAGUUACGCUCUGUCUGUGUCCGAAUUCACUGACCUUCCCAGUGUCCAACAGCAGCUUCAGGCCUCUGUGGAGGCUGUGGUUGUUGACCUCACCCCUGAGUCACCAACUGUACUCGUUGACACUGCCAAAAAGGAUAUUGUAUUCCUCCUCGAUGGUUCUGACGGCACAAGGAAUGGCUUCCCGGCCAUGCGGGAUUUUGUCGAAAAAGUGGUGGAAAAGCUCAAUGUGGGAGAAAACAAAGACCGUGUUUCUGUGGUCCAAUUCAGCAGAGAGGCUGAAGUCCAUUUCGAUCUAAACACGCAAUACAAAAGAGGAUAUUGUGGAUGCGAUCAGAGGGCUUAG